Dermacentor silvarum is the source of this 1059-nucleotide messenger RNA. Its product is annotated as protein 5NUC-like. Gene Ontology annotation, cellular component: plasma membrane. The record is from RefSeq and is a predicted model, not a curated record. Lineage: Eukaryota; Metazoa; Arthropoda; Arachnida; Ixodida; Ixodidae. Bases 1 to 1059 code for a protein of 352 amino acids. Gene Ontology annotation, biological process: AMP catabolic process. Gene Ontology annotation, molecular function: metal ion binding; nucleotide binding; 5'-nucleotidase activity. The transcript has 6 exons.
AUGGCGUUGCCACAUUCUCCCGAUAUAUGCCCGAGGGUGAAAGAAAUCAAAAAAGAGAAGCCUUCUGCGUUAUUCCUGAACGCCGGAGACUUCUUUCAAGGCACUCCUUACUAUACACUCUUCAAAGAAAGCGUCAUAUCUGCCGUCAUGUCGGCGAUGGGCUACGAUUAUGCGUGCCUCGGGAAUCAUGAAUUCGACGACGGACCGGCCAACCUUGCUCCUUUCCUUAAGAGAAUGAACGAAUCUAAUGUAACGAUUGUCGGAACAAAUACAAAUUUUUCACAAGACCCAGAUCUCAAAGAAUACGACCUUGUAAAGUCUGCAAUAAGAACAAUUGGGGACACGAAGAUCGGAAUUCUCGGUGCAGUAAUUCCUGACACAAAACAUGGUUCGAGGCCAGGACCACACGUGGAAUUCUACGACGAAAAAGAAAGUUUUCGAAACGAAGUUGCUUACCUCGUCAGCCAAAACGUAACCAUAAUUAUCGCUAUUACGCACAGCGGUUUUGACCGCGAAGUUGAUAUUGUCAAGAAUAUUACAGAGAUAGACAUAUUGGUUGGUGGACACACAAACACAUUCCUUUACACGGGGGACGAUCAUCCAGACGAGAAUAAGCCCGAAGACGUCUACCCAUACGUUGUGAAUAGAACAGACGGUAGCAGAGCACUCGUUGUGCAGGACUUCCGCUUCGGAAAGUACCUUGGCAGAAUUGACGUUUCAUUCAACAGCACCGGUCACAUUGUAGGCUGGGAAGGCAACCCUAUCCUUCUGAACGCUUCAGUCGAGGAAGAUGCGUGCAUGAUUGAAGUGUUGCAGCCUUACAAGAAUAACCUCACAGAACGAAUGAAGGAAGUGUUAGGCAGCACUAGGGUCCUCAUGGAGCACAAGAAUGACAUAUGCAGAAUGCAAGAGUGUAACCUCGGCAACAUGAUUGCGGACGCUUACUUUGAGUACUACCUCAACGAGAAUACAACGAAUGGUCCCACGUGGUCAGACCUGAACGGUGCCGUCGUGAAUGCUGGCAGCAUAAGAACCGGACUUCCAAGCUUCUGUAAGUAA